AUGAACCUUUCAAAACCUUCGCCAUACUCUGCCGCCGAUGCUCCUGGGCUCCUCUACGCCUCCUUCAACCAAGACUAUGGCUGCUUCUCGUGUGGGCUCGACUCUGGCUUUCGAAUAUACAACUGUGACCCUCUCAAGGAAAAGAUGCGGAAAGAGUUCGAGGAUGGAGGCAUCUGCAUAGUCGAGAUGCUAUUCCGCUGCAAUUAUCUCGCCCUGGUCGGCGGCGGCAAGAAUCCGAAAUACCCACCCAACAAAGUUAUUAUCUGGGACGACGACCGGAACAAGUGCGUGAUCGAGCUAGAGUUCAGGAGCGAGGUCAAGGCCGUCAAAUUGCGGAGGGACAAAUUCGUCGUGGUGCUUGUCAACAAAGUCAUUGUGUAUACUUUCAGCUUGAUGCCGACCAAGCUACACGUCUUUGAAACGGUCGAUAACGAUAGAGGUCUGGUGGCAUUAUCAUCUUCAGACAAGCAUGCCAUCUUGAUCUUUCCUGGACGUCAAAGUGGACACAUUCAAAUCGUCGACCUGAACAGCGUCGUGCCCACUACCGCAGUGACCUCAUCCACAGCCCCAACGUCUCACGCCAAUCCGUUCUCGGCUCCCAAUCAACCAAAAUACCCUAUGGCGAGUACCAAGCCCACCACCAAUAUCUCUAUUAUUCCAGCUCAUACGAGCCCGCUCUUCUGUUUGGUCACUAACGCGGACGGAACGAAAUGUGCAUCUGCCUCUGACAAGGGCACAUUGAUCAGGGUUUUUGACACAGGGUCCAGCAAACUUUUGCACGAGUUCAGACGUGGCGCCGACAGGGCUGAGAUUUACAGUAUUGCAUUCAACAGCGAUUCAACAAGAAUCUGCGCUGGAUCGGACAAGGGCACAGUUCAUAUCUUUAAUUUGGAUGGUGCUACUGGAUCAAGGGUGUACCAGGCAGGAACAGGGACCCCGUCUAGUGGACCGCAGUACGGCGAAGUUAUCCAGCCCCACCAUGCUUCACAGAUGUCAAGCGGAAAUAGACAAUCAAGUCUGGCAUUCAUGAAAGAUCUCCUGCCAAAAUACUUUUCAUCGGCCUGGUCAUUUGCACAGUUCAAAGUGGCAGCCGAUUGUCGAUGCAUUUGCGCUUUUGGAGGCGAAAAGAACACCGUGAUUGUGGUGUGUGCGGACGGCAGCUUUUAUCGGUUCAUGUUUGAUCCUCAAAAGGGAGGCGAAUGUGUGCGGGAGAGCUAUAACAAGUUUCUGGAGGAGAGCGACGAUGAUUAG
Molecule: messenger RNA, 1251 nt
Organism: Gamsiella multidivaricata
Lineage: Eukaryota; Fungi; Mortierellomycota; Mortierellomycetes; Mortierellales; Mortierellaceae
Product: WD40-repeat-containing domain protein
Exons: 7
Coding region: 1-1251 (416 amino acids)
Biological process (GO): nucleophagy; protein lipidation; protein localization to phagophore assembly site
Cellular component (GO): cytosol; extrinsic component of membrane; phagophore assembly site membrane
Molecular function (GO): phosphatidylinositol-3-phosphate binding; phosphatidylinositol-3,5-bisphosphate binding; protein binding
Source: RefSeq, a predicted model, not a curated record